Messenger RNA from Durio zibethinus, 1933 nucleotides. RefSeq names its product Glutathione S-transferase family protein. The record is from RefSeq and is a predicted model, not a curated record. Gene Ontology annotation, molecular function: glutathione transferase activity. NCBI's taxonomy places the organism in Eukaryota, Viridiplantae, Streptophyta, Magnoliopsida, Malvales, Malvaceae. Gene Ontology annotation, cellular component: cytoplasm.
AAAAAAAAAAAAAAGAGAUAAGCAUUUGACAGAAGAUAAAAAGAAGAGAGCAAUGCACUGCAUUUCGCUCCCCGGCUCUCACCGCCCGGUGCUUUCUCCACCCAAAACUUCCUUCAAAUUGGCAUGCCACGUCAGCCCUAGGAUGUCCCUCAACGACAACAAUAACAGCAGCAGCAGCAGCAACGGUUUCAAUCUAAUCGACAACAUCUCCAAGCUCCUCUGGGGUCCAUCCCUACCUCCAGGCCUCCUAAUCUCCACCGUCCGUACCGCAUGGACCUCCACGUGGCAGAUCAUGAUGUCCCAACUUGCUCCCUCCGAUUCCUCCGGCGGUUACACUAGGCCUCCCUCAAAGUUCCGGCUCUCCCGCCAAAACCCAACCGCCAAACUCCACCUCUACGUGAGCCUCCCCUGCCCAUGGGCCCACCGGACCUUAAUCGUCCUUGCCCUCAAGGGCCUCGAAGAAGCCGUCCCCGUCUCCAUCGCAGCCCCCGGUCUCGACGGCUCAUGGGAAUUCAAAGAUAUCCCCGACAAGGAUAAAAGUAGGGACCAAGAUAUUCUUGUUCCAAGCAGGGACAAGGUUAACGGGUUCCGGAAUUUGAAGGAGGUUUAUAAGCUGAGAAAAGGCGGGUAUGAUGGGCGGGCCACAGUGCCAAUGCUGUGGGACAUGGAGAAGAAAGAGGUGGUUUGCAAUGAGAGUUAUGAUAUUAUUGGGUUUUUCAAUUCGGGUCUAAACGGGUUGGCCCGCAACCCUGGUUUGGAUCUCUCGCCAGUGGAGCUGAAAGGGGAGAUUGAAGAGUGGAAUCGUGUGAUUUACCCGAAUGUUAAUAAUGGGGUUUACAGAUGUGGAUUUGCUCAAAGUCAAGAGGCAUAUGAUGUUGCAGUGAAUGGUUUGUUUACUACCUUGGAUAGGAUCAAUGAUCACUUGGGUAGUUCGCGGUACUUGUGUGGUGACAGAUUGACUCUUGCCGAUAUUUGCUUGUUUACUACAUUGAUUAGGUUUGAUCUCGUCUAUAAUGUUUUGUUCAAAUGCACGAAGAAAAAGCUGCUCGAGUUUACCAAUCUUCAUGGUUACAUGUGCGAUAUUUAUCAGAUUCCAAAGGUUUCUGCCACUUGCAAUUUUCCGGCAAUUAUGGAUGGUUAUUACCAGAUGCUUUUUCCAUUAAAUCCUGGCAGCAUUCGACCUGUUAUGCCCUCAGGCUGUGAGCAUGAAUUCCUCUUGAGACCUCACAACAGGGAAUCGAUAUCUUCAGUAGGUAAAAGUAUACAACAUGUUUUCUAAGUAGGCUCCUAAGUCCUAACACAUGUAAAGCUGUAUAAGCAUUGGCAUGUAAUGUUAAUUGUAAAAAUAUAUUCAUCAAAUAAGAAAUUAUGUGAAAUUUCCAACUAGUCAUUUCCUUUGAAACCAGGUUUUUUUUUUUUUUUUUUGUUAAUAUUUUAAGUUAUCAAAAUUUGAGCUCUAAAUCUAUCACUCUAUCAAUAGAUCACGUGACUUGAACAAAUUGCAUUUUGAGAACCGAACAGUAAGACAAAUUUAUAUGGCCAUACUAUGAAAAAUGUGUAGUGACGGUCAAUUCAAUGGUAUUUUAACUUCUGUUUUUCUCCUUUUGGUACUUGUAGUAUAUGAAGCUGUACCAAUACCAGCAUCUAGUUUUGAGAGCAUGUCAGAGGUUACAUUGCCAUAGGAUAAACAAGAAAAAUCUGAUGUUAGAUCAGAAUGACAUGAUUAAUUAUUGUAGUAAGCAGCAGUGCAACAACAAAGUUGGCAACGUUUUGUUUGUGAUCAAAGCUCAUCCUUGACAAUUAGACUUCACUCUGCUAGAUCAACUAGAAAUCCUCAAGUUGCUCAAAUGUUUAUUGAUCAAGAUUACAAGAACGAAGGGAAAGAAUAAAUGAAUGAAUGAUUCCAAAAAAAAAAAAAAAAGGGAUGGGCCAA